Molecule: messenger RNA, 14582 nt
Organism: Lagopus muta (rock ptarmigan)
Lineage: Eukaryota; Metazoa; Chordata; Aves; Galliformes; Phasianidae
Gene: FGF5
Product: fibroblast growth factor 5
Exons: 6
Coding region: 510-1034 (174 amino acids)
Biological process (GO): fibroblast growth factor receptor signaling pathway; cell differentiation; regulation of cell migration
Cellular component (GO): cytoplasm
Molecular function (GO): growth factor activity; fibroblast growth factor receptor binding
Source: RefSeq, a predicted model, not a curated record
AUUUUGGGGGGAGAAUGGGGGGGGGGAAGGUUAAUGCUUUGGGGUCUGUUGGAGCCCGUGCACGGGUGCGCAGUGCCACCUAGCGGGGCGACGGUGGCUCAGCCCUGGGCAUCCCUUGGAGCUCAGGUGGAGCUGCUCCUAGAGAGAUUAUAGGGGAGUAGACGGCUUUGCUGGUGGCGUGCAGUGCUUUCCACUUUAUGUGCUGUGUUUUGUUCUUGUGUCGUUUUCCCCUCUCCUCCUACCGUCUUUUCUAGUUUCUCUGUUUUGUGGCCGAAAUCACAGAGCCUCACUUGCAGAGGGAACAAUCCCUGCAGAGCUUCUAUCAAUCACCAUGACACUCUGAUAGCAGCUGGGAAAUAUGUCUAGUGUGCAACGAGGGCUCCUUUGCACCUUUAGGACUUCUGGAACGUUUAUUUCCUUAUGGUAAAUCAUCCUCCAGGCCAUGGAUGCCCCAUGAGCACGCACCAAUCCCCAACAGCCCCACAUCCCAUUGUGGAUGAGAGGAACGAAUGGGUCUCACUGGUCUGAGUGCUGCAACGGCAAAAAAGGAAGAGUCUUCUGAGCACCCCAACCCUCCUGCAGGCGUUCUGGAAAUCUUUGCUGUCUCUCAGGGGAUCGUUGGAAUCCGAGGAGUUUUCAGCAACAAAUUUCUAGCUAUGUCAAAGAAAGGAAAACUCCACGCAAGUGCACGCUUCACUGCUGAGUGCCAGUUCCGUGAGCGCUUCCAGGAGAACAGCUACAACACCUAUGCCUCGGCUGUGCACCGUGGGCAGCGCUCCGGCCGCCAGUGGUAUGUGGCCCUCAACAAGCGGGGCAAGGCCAAGAGGGGUUGCAGCCCUCGUGCCCGUCCCCAGCAUGUCUCCACACACUUCUUGCCCCGCUUCCGGCAGCCCCCUCCAUCCCAGCUGGCUUUCACCGUCGCCCGCCCUGAGAAGAAGCCGCCACCCCCACCACCACCGCCGCCCAAGAAGAUGGCCACGUCACGGCACAGCCCCGGUCCUGGCCGCUACCGGCUAAAGUUCCGCUUUGGGUAGUGGCUCCUCAGGACACUGAAGGGCUGCUGGGUAGGGUGAUGCUGGGAUGGACGUGGCAAGGACGUCUGUUGGCAGGGUGAUGCUGGGAUGGACGUGGCAAGGACGUCUGUUGGCAGAGAUGGGACCCACAGUUCAGCUGCUGAUAGUAUUUUGCUGUGGAACCUCCGUGGGACCGUGACACCUUCCCUCUCCUGUCCGGAGUUGGCUGAGCAUUGCGUUGUCACAGUGCUAUCGUGACAGUCCUCUGGGCUGAGCAAACCAUGGACCUCUGCGCUCCUCACAUGUCUUCCAUGUGUAUUUGUAUAUAUGAGCAACAAGAUGUAGGACACACCAGAAGUUCACAAAAAAUCUGGACUGUCUGAGGUCAUACAGCUUCUCCUAAGUUUUCCCAGAUGAGUCCCUCUGAGCCAUCUCUCGUUGCAUCCUGAGUUCGCUGUGCUAACAGAACUCUGGCUGCUGCUGGGUGGACAUCUUAUGAACUCGAUCUGAGAGAUGUGAUAUCUUGUGUUAAUUCUUAACAUUGACAGAUACUGAUUUCAGAUUGCAGCCUUCCAUGUUGGAGAGGAGGCCUGCAGGGCAAAUGCACCCCAACACAGCCGUGACACCCAUGAGGUACUCUGUGCUGUCACUGGCUUUAACUUUACAGACACAUUAUUUUGAGUAGAAGAGCUGCUAUCAGAACUAAUAGGAACAAAACAAUGUCUAAAUCAUAAGAAGAAAUCCCACACCACUGCCUCGAUGAAUGUGUGAAGUGGCAUGAAUGUGUUUAUUUCUACCUAGGAGAACCACUGCUGUUCCUUGUAGGAUGUGACUUCCCUCAAUAAGUCCCAUGUGAGCACAGGAGCUGUGCAGAGCUUUAUGUUGCAUUGAACAUUGACAUCAACUUUGAUGCUUACAGAAGCCUUCAUAAUCCAUUAGAGUGCUGGGUGAGAGAAAAACAGUAUACAGCCAGAAGAGAGCUACAAUGUUCACACUGCUUCUGUUUUGGUGUCUUCUAGGUCUGCUCCUGGCAUAUGGCUGCCCCUGAGACACUUGACCAAGUUGUGACUGAGCAUGCUGUUAAAGCUAAGCUUACUUCCUGGGCUUACUGAUGUUAAGUUUCAAUUAGUAGCAUUAAGAUAGCACAAUUCACAACAUUCUUCUGGCUGACACCAUUUUGACCAAUUUCACAAAAUGUUCUCUCAAUUUUUUUCACUGCUCUAUGGUAACUGUUAGGAAAGUGUUACAAAUAAAUAGAGAAUGGAUCAUGGGAAGGAGUUCUGGGUGAUGGGAGCAGCCAUUGGCUUUGGAGGCAUGUCCAAGGAGAAAACAGACUGGCGUGCUGUGAAACACUGCAACUUACUUAAGGGGAAAUCAUCAGUAAACUUUGUUCUUUUGGGUAAGGUUCUAAGUUAGUAUGAAGAUCAAGCAAAGUAACACUGAAGUCACAGCAGUAACUUAAAUUGUAGAACUAUAGAAUCAUUUGAGUUGGGAAGGAUCCUUAAAGGCUGUCUGUCUCAAUUCCCCUGCAAUGAUUAGGGAACCUACAGUGACAUCAGGUGCUCAAGACAUCUCCAGCUUGAGUGUUUCCAGGGAUGGGGCUUCCAACACCUCUCUGUGUAACCUGUGUUAGUGCCUCACCACUCUUCGUAAGUGACAACAUGGGGCUCCUUUGUUGAACCCAAGCAGAUUUCACCAGGCUUUAAGAGCUUUUCUUAGGCACCCAGAGUAAGGUACCACUGAUGAUCAGAAAGUAAUAUGAGAGAUUUUUUAUUUGUUUUUAAGUAUGCAAAACAAAACAAAAAAACAAAAAAAAAAAAAACCAAAAAAAAAACCAACAAAAAAAGCACCCAGAUUUCCUCCACGGGGUUCACAGAAUCACAGAAUUGUAGGGGUUGGAAAGGACCUCUAGAGAUCGAGACCAACCCCCCUGCCAAAGCAGGUUCCCUAAGGUUCCUAAGCAGGUUAUUUUAAAUUUUAAUGGAAAGGGAUGGAAACAGCCUUGUGGAGAAAGUUCCUGUUCUUAUUCUGCACAGGAAUAUUUAUCCUGACUGCUUCCCUUUUGGCUGAGGAGCUCAUGGAGUAAUGCCCUCUAGCUGCCUGGAGUGUGCUUUGUCUGCAGAUCCCAAAGCAGCAGUCACUUUGCUGUGAAGAUUCCUGGAGGAAAUCCACUCUACUCCUCUGUUGGCUGCAGAAGAGAUGUGUUGGCCCUGUGCUGAACCAGAAUGGGGAAGAGGAUUGAGCUGUGCCUAGUGCUAACGGAGCGUGGAUUUGGGGCUGCUGCAGCACCAACUGCUGCUGUAUUCAGUGCUGUCCCAUCAGCUGCUUGCCACAUCCAGUGCUGCUCACUGCUCCCCCCACGCUGCUUUGCCCAGUGAAUGGCUGAAACCUCUUUAUAUCUGCAAGGGCUGCAGAAAGCAAAGGGAAGAGGAGGAAAAAAAGCCCAAGUUUUUGGAGAUGAUGCACUUUGUGCCCUGACAUCAUGUGUGGACUUGCUGAGAAAGAGCAGGGCUCUGGGUGCCACCACUGGCUGCAGAUAACACCAAUGUGGAACUUUGGCAAUGCCAGAAGUCCAAUCCUAGUGUCCUUGAACAUGCCCUGACUGAUGGAUACCAUACCUCCAGCAUGGAGAAAGCAGAGCAGUGCAUGUGAUGCCUGCAGGUCUGGAAGAUGAGACCCCUCCAGGAUGGCUCUUUCUCAGCCCAGUCAGAAGAGCAUUUAUGGAUUUUCUUUGGAUCAAUUGCACUCAGCAAGUUUACAGGUGAAUCCAAGCUGUGUGGUGCAGUUGACAUGCCUGAGGGAGAGAAUGCCAUCCAGAGAGAUAUGGACAGGCUCAAGCAGUGAGCCCAGGGCAACUCUGGACCCAAUGGAGGCCUCAUGGACUUUUCUGCAACUGCUGAUAAGAGUCUCAGAUAUUAAAUGCAAACCAAUUUCUUGAAGUUCCUUGUUGAAAUUAACCAUGGAACUUCUUCCAAGGCUUUGCAGAGCCCAGGCCUUGCAAAUGUAAUAGAGCUACUUCAUCUUUUGUCCCCUGCUAAGCUCCCUCAGAGCCGUUACUGAGCUCCAAUAGCUAUUUUUUCUGUGAUCUUAUGGAAGAGGUAUGGUUAAUCAUAUUUCAAUUUGACAUGCCUCUGUGCUCUCAGUGCUAGCUGGGACCAGAAGGUGACAGCUUUCAUCCUGUAGCUGACAUUCUGCUUUUUGGCUCAGCCAAACUGAAUAAGAACUGGAAAACAUGUGGUGAAAUCCACGGCAGGCGUAUCUCAGAGUUUUUCUCUUCUGCCCCUUUUUAAUAAGCCCAUAAUGCAGAGAUAACAUUCAGACUGACACUGGUAUUGGAACAAUCUCUGGGAGCUGAUUUUUUUUGAAGCUUGCAUGUGUCAAUAUUUCAGGAAUGGAUAAACAGAGCAAACUGAAAAAGCCUUAUGAAUAUUUCAUGGUGGCCAUUUUGGUUCAGGAAAACAGAUUUUUUUUUUUUUUUUAACAUCUUUUUACUCUCACCACAAUUCUUCCCCUCCUCCUCCAUCUCCUCCUUUUGAGUUUUUUAAAUUAGUUCCUUAUUGGGAAGGGGAUGAUGGCCUGUUCCUGACUCUAAACCUAAUAGCAUGAUGGGGACCAGGUCUUUCUCUUCUUCAAUUUCUUAUUACUCGUUCUACUGUGGUAACAGCAACAUCCUUUUCUAACCAUUUAGGAUGAAGCAGCAUUUCUUGGACUAAUGAAGGAAGGAGACAAAUGUCAAUGCUUUAUUGACGGUCCUUGGUUUUGUUUACUUAGCCCUGGAUUGAGUGGGACAGGGCAGAUACCAGUGAGUUUUUGGGCAUUCCACCAACACAAGUAGACAUUUAAAUUAGCUCCAGUUGUUCUUUCUGGGCUUUCACCAAACUUUUGAUGUCUACAUACUCAAAUGAAAAAUAAACAAAAGUCAAUUGAGACUGUAGAGACCAUUUCAGUGAGCAGUCUCUUUCUACUUCCCCCUGUGUGCCUAAUGCUAUUGAAAAUCAGUGUGCCAAGUGGAUGCCUUCAGCACACAACUUUGGAAUCAUUUCCUUUCUUGGGAGUGGGAUUAAGAGACAUUAAAAAGACUAUUGAUACAUGUUUCUGAAACAGAAAAGUAGCUGAACGUAUACCUGACAUACAUUUUUACUGCUAUAGAUUAAUACCUGAGGGCUGUUUGGUUUUCAGUGCUUGAGAGCUGUCCCCCCCCAAGUUGCACACAGUUUCUGGUAGUCCUAAGUGUUCCGUCUUCGAUGUCCUUAACACAAUCUUAAAUGCUUUGUGAAGAGGCCCAGGUGUGUUUGGGUAGCUUUCUAUUCCAGGCAGUGAAUUUGUUACACUAACAGCAAUGUUUUUUCACCUGGCGGUGUGUUGCAAUAAUCAGCGUUCUUUGUUUAAGAAUAAAUUGAGCCUUUUUUUUUUCCUUUAUAAAUUGUGGAUAGUUUGGGGAAAAGUUUUGGAAUAAAUAAAUGAAAUGUGUUUAAGUAGGUGCUGGAAAAUAUUUCCUUUUCAGAGGGGAAGUUUAUUAUUUUAUGAGUAAUCUUCAGGCAAAGGAAACCGGAGUCCAGGAAAUGGAUUUGCCAGUGGAUUCCUGCAGUUCAUAGCCUGCUGUUUCAGAUUUCUUUCAGGCAAGAUAGAUAGUAGAACAAGCACAAACUCUGGUUAAGAUGAGCUAAAUAUGUAGAAAAGAUAAAUAAUUCACAAUGAGUUUGGUAUCUGUUUCCUUUCAGGCAUAACUUUGCCUAAGGUAGGAUGCUCAAAUGUCUGCAUCUUCUUCCAGCUUCCUCCCAUUGAGUGUCACAUGAAUGUGUAUCUUCAAAGAGAUGAAAUUCAGCCCCUCUGUAUCGACUGAAAAACAAAGAAGAUUUCCUCCUCUGAAGUAUAUCAAGGGUUGCAAUUUUUGCAGAACCACAAUGCAGAGCUAAAAUAUCCCUCUGCAGCAAAGUAAGAGGAGAAACAAGUCCACACUGACUGAAUUUUCUUCCUGGCCACCUCCAACACAGCAAAUAGUGAGUUGUGAAAAAGGUACCAAAUCCCCACAAAAUUCACUUGCUAACUUCUAAAGGACAUGUGCUAAUGCUGUCUGCGUGUCUAAGAUUCAGCUGUGGUUAAGCCCCUUUUUAAGCAAACACCACGUUUGGCACUAGCAUGUGGAUUCUUACCUUUAAGCUAGGAACUGACCUUCAACUGAGAAAAUAAAGUACUAGGAUGAGCUAUUAAAAACUUCAACUGAAUUUUGCCUCAUCAUGUUGCUUUCAAUUUCCUUGUCACUAUUGUCCUUUUUUUUUUUUUUUUUUCUUUUUCCUUUUAAUCCAGGUGAGAAUUUUGUUUCAAAAAUAAUUUCUGUAUGGUGAUAAGUUAGGUAUAUGAAAAUCCCAAGCAGCUUUCCCAAUGAAUAGAUGAAGUACUGAAAGGAGUUAAGCCUUUGGGAUUUAGGAUAGAAAUCUUUAUUCUGUGUAAUAUAUAUAUAUAUAUAUAUAUAUGUAUAUAUGUAUAUAUAUGAAUGUGUGCAUGUAUAUAUUUGGAACUGCAUCGCAAAAGAUGAGGUUUUUACCUUGUUAUUUCAACUGCAUCCAUAAUGAUUGCUUCAAUAAUGGGAUCCGCGUGCUAAAAUUGUAUUUUUUGAAAGAUUAUGAUUCACUUUGAAGCUGGAAAAUAAUGGGCUAAGAAUGCCAGAAUUACAUCAGGAUAGCACAUUUGUCAGUCGCUGAGUUGAACAUCCUUCAGAUUGUUAAGGAUGGAGUACUGCUCCAUAGCAGCUCACAAGUUCUUUGCUCUAAAUUGGCUUUAAAUAACAAUUCCAAACUUGCAUGAAAACAGUUAAACAAAUAGAACUGAUUUGGAAAUGGUUGCAACUGUUCCAACUGUACCAUAAUCUGGAGGUCUCACUUCCAAAUGAGAAUCAUCUUCUUGAGGCUCAUCAUUUCAUCUCAGUAGGUAGGGUUGUAAUUUUUUUCCUCUAUAGGCAUCUGUUAAUUUGUCUAUUUUUCUGCACCAGCUGUCCCUUGACUUAUUACUGUCCACUCACAAAACCUCAGUAGAUCAUUUUAUAGCUUUUUAAGGUGUCUGCUCAUCCUUAGACUGAACAAUUUCCCAUCAUCUGUAAGUUUUUUUUCUGAUUGCUCUUUCUGUUUUCCCCAGACUUAGCAGCACACCUCCAGACAUCACUUUGCUGGUGUCCCUUUGUCUAAAAGAUGGAAAAUGAAAUAUAGAAGUGGUCAACUUUCAUAACAUAUAUCCCAGUAAAGGCCUUUUUUUCUUAACUCUACUACUAAUUUGUUUUCUUAUAAAGCCUUCAGUGAUUGGUUUUGAGAAAUCCAAGUAGACCUUGUCCACCAGAUCAUCUCUGUGUGUGCAAACUGACCACUUAAGAGCCCUCUCAAGGUUUGUGUGGCAGGAUUCCUCUUACAGAAGUUGCAUUGACCCUUUUCAAAUAGAUUAGAAAAGAAAGAAUAUGUGGCCAAGUAAAUGAGUAUGUUCCAGCUCUUCACUGGAGAUCUUCACCCUCUUCUCUGUGCUGUGGCACUUGGCUGUAAAUGCUUGCCAUUAGUCAACUUCAUUGCUGUGUCCACAAGUGCUGAUUUUAAAAGAAUAAGAUUUCUAAAAGCACUUUGUGUGUUUCUCUUUGGCUUAGGUAGAUUUUCAGAACUCAGGAAGGUAUGUGUUAACUUGAAAUUUCUUGUGCUUCUCAGCCUGUAGGAGACCUCUCUUUAAAUUCUGUUUUUCCUUUUUUAUUCCCAGGGAGAGCAGCUUAUUAAUAGUUGCCUUUGAUCACUCGUUAUGGAACAGGAGCGUCUGUCUUCAGGCUUAUUGCCAAGCAUCUUACUAGAGGCAACUUUUCUGAUAGCACUCAUGGGACUCAUCUGUUAAAUAAUCACCUAAAUGAGACGAAGAGAAUUUUUAAUACAAAUGAUGUAGGUCUACUGUUUCCAUUUUUAGUUCAUACUUUUCAGUGCAUAGUAGUGUAUGAGAGGAAAAGGAACCUAGAUGCCUUUGUACUUUCCUGCCUCUGGUCUGUAAGUUCACGGGCCCAGUGAGUUCUGUAUCUCCUUUAGUCACAAUGCCAGUGGCAUUGCUGAGGUGUCACUGAGGAUUGCUAAGAUGCUGUCAGAGUGCUGGGUACUUGCAUGGGAAAUAUGUUUGAUUUCAUGAAAUGAGUUGAGCUGCUUUUGGUUGUAUCUUAGAUAACAGUGCUCGCAGAACUGGAAUUCCUGAAUAUGUUGGGAGCUUCCUAAUGCCCAGCGUGAAAAAUAUGCUAGAAACAAUUGACAAAAGUUACUCAGCGAACAGUAUCAAGCUCAAUGCCUAUGCUCUCCAGAGUUGAAGAGCAGUCAGUAAUGAAGUAACCAUCAUUAACACUGCUUCUAUCCUGCCUUAAUGAAGAAUUGCAAAUACUGCAUUUUUGUAGAAAUGCUUUAAGGGAGGCUCAGAGAACUGCUGAUUAGUGACUGUUUGCAUUGGAAUGCAUAUAACUGAUCACAGAAUAAAAACCAAAACAGCUGGAAGAUCACAAUGAGAUGGUUUUGGCAAUGAAAUAAAAGGGUUUGAUUCAUCUCUUGCUGCUCUUUAAACGCACUGCAUAGAGGGAAAGGUAAGAAGUGGUCUGACAAAAAAUACUUAAGCUUUCCAAAUGUCUUCAGCAGUAAUUGUCCACUGGGUUAGUUAAAUAAGUAACUAUCUUGGCAUGCAUCAAAAUAUCUUAUAAACCUUGAGGUGUAAGAGAGCCUUUCAUCUUGGCAGAAGACAAACAGCAUGGUCACUCAGUCCUCUGUCCCCACAUCCAUGUAGAAGCACAUGGCUGUGACUGUGCCUCCUUGUUCAUAAGCUUUGUAGGUAGCCUUCCUUGACUCAGGAGCUAUUGCCCAAGCAGACUGUUCUGAUUAUACAACUGUUUUAUUUUUGCCUUUAUCACUGCAGUUAUUGAAAAGAAAGCUCUUUCAGAGUUAUCCACCUGUGGUACGUUUAGGAAAAAGAUCACAUUUACCAGUUACAUGUUAAUGGAGGAAGGACAAUGUGAGACACAAGGACUACUUGGCCUUUGCAGCUGAAGAGGAUACUGCCUCUUGUACAAUUUGGCUGCUCUGUAUUGAAUUCUAGUCUCACAAACGCCACAUUACAGCAUGGGAAGAGUUUGUAAACUGCUCCAGCUUCCUUUCACAAAGAGUGGAAAGAAACAUCCUAUAAUUAUAUGAUCCAUUUAAGAAGAGCACUCCUGCUACCCAGCUGGAAUCCACUUAGUCACUCUAACCAGCACUUCCCAGGCUGCUGGUGCUUAAUUGCUAACACCCUGUUACAAACAGCCCAGGAAUAAAGGAAAUAUUUUUAAGCUAUCUAAUGUGUAACAUGGCAACACGUGAUUAAAAUUCAAUGCAUUAUCUCUCUUGGUAUUUUAUUACUGCAGGUGCACAGCAGUGACUGAUCAGAGCAGCACUGUGGGCUAUGCUGCAAUUAAUUGGAGCUAUGCUAUUCAUACACCUGUGCUCACAAAAGAUUCUGAGUGUAAAUAGAGGGUGCCGAGGAAAAGAAAGAAGGAACUGACUCAGUGCUGAUGUAGCUAUAAAUAAAUCACUUUCUUAGGGGAAAUACCACAGAAGGGUACAAACACUUCUUAAGUCAACCUGUCUGUCAUUCCAGGUCUGCAGAUGUUGGAGAUGCUUGAAGCAUGGUUACAGAUAGAUCUCAGCAUCAGAGAGUGACUCAGCUCUUCCUCAUUUUAGUAAGUGGGUUUAGUGAAUGAGUUCACAGGCUGCCCAGGGAGGUGGUAGACUCACCGUACCUGAGGGCAUUCAAGAACCAUGGAGAUGUGGCACUGAGGGACUUGGGCAGCAGGCAUGGUGGAGAUGUGUUGGGAUUGGACUUGGUGAUCUUUUCUAAUUUUCAUGAUUCUGUGAUUCUAUUAUCUGCAGUUCUUGGAACAGCUUGUUUAUCUUCAUGACUCAAAUGUGCUGAUGUGGUGUUCCCACACCUAGGGGAAAGCAUGGCACAUUUGGGAAGGGGAUGUGAACAACUUGUUGGAAAAGGAUGCCUGCAGGAAACACUGUGAGACAUUGCUGGCUAAUGUGGGAAGGAUGGAAGCAUUGCGAGUGGCCUUGUGGAUCUUUGCCCUUUGUACAGAGUUUCAGACCUUCAGUGUGUUUUCUUACCUGAUUUUGUGUACCUUUCACAACAUUUUACCUGUGUGGUUUUUUUUUACUUAGGAAAUCACAGAGGGUAUACCACAUCAAAGGCUGGAGUGAUUUUAACAGAAAUUGGAGAGUUGUCUAUUGGGGAAUCAUAUCUGUAUGUUGUCAGUGUAAAAGCAUGAAGGUGUGGGGUUAUUAUUUGCAAAUAGAUUGAAGGAUAUUUGGUUUUGACUGGUUCCUUUAUCAUUGUUAAAAUUAAUUAAAAUACUUCAGAAAAAAAAAUAGAUCUUAUAGGGUUUAUUUUUUUUUUUUUUAUUUUCUCACUGAAACCUGUUCUGGAAGUGAUCUCAUUGCUUUAGUAUUCUUCUCAUUACAUCAUGGAACACAGACUUGCUUGUUUCAUUGUCCAAAGAAGCCAGCACAUCCAAAUCAUGUGAAUUACAGAAAUAUUUCAGGCAGUUUUUCCUUGUUUGGUUUGUGUUCAUUUGUUUAAAAAAAAAAAAAGGAAAAAAAAAACCCAAAAAACCAACAACAAAUCCCACAAGACCACAAAGCUUUUAUCUAUGAGCUUUAUCAUUUUUGUUUUUUAUUUGAGCCACAGCAUUAAAUAAUGACAUAAAGCCUCUAAGAAAUAGUGUUAAAUAGAUUUUACCCUCCUUUAUUGAGCUCUUCAGCUCCUUUUUGGUUUAUUUAUUGCUGUACUGAUAUUGUGCCACAAGUACAGCUGACAAUUGUCUGUGCAUCUGUGUUUUAUUCUUAGGCACAACCAUACUCUGCUUGGACAGACUUUGCACCCAAAGCCAGGAAGCUGCUUUGAAGCUGCACUUUAUUUUAUAGGUAUAGUGAGUGAUAUUCUCUGUUCAUGCCAAAAUCUCGAUGUGUUGUGAUUUGAUAGCACUGUGAUAGGGAAAUAGCAGUAGGUGCAAAGUCCUGGAAAGAGUUGUAGAAAGUGGAAUGUAAGGAAAGAAUAGGAAUAAGAAUAUGUACCAAAGUGAACUGUGAUAGGCAUCAAUGCAGGAAUAAAUACUUUUUACUGAAACUUUCGUAUCUAGCAUUUGGAAAGUCUUAGCUAUGUCUUCAGUGGAUUUCCUUUUGUUGGCCUUUGCUUUUCUAUGAUAAUGUAAUUAUUUUAAGAUAAAGCAGUAAAUAAUGCUCUUUCCCAGUUUGGUUGUGUAGUGCCUUUUGAAACGCUCAUGUACUUGUUUGUAUUUAUUUUAUUUUAUUUUAUUUUAUUUUAUUUUAUUUUAUUUUAUUUUAUUUUAUUUUAUUUUAUUUUUCAAAUGACUCUUCCUAUUGGUGUCAAUGGUGGCAGCCAAUUCUUCACAAGGAUUCCUCGGUAGGAUGUGUGAAAAUUUUGUUUUCUAAAUGUAUAUAAAGCUGAAUCACCAGAAUCUCUACAUUCUCCCCUAAAAAUCUUUCCCAUGAGGAUCAUCAAUACAUUUAUUUACUUUAAUCAUGUCGUCAGAUGAAUCACCUUUUAAAAGCAAACACUUGCAGUAGAUUUCUGCCAAGUUUUUUACACAUCUCUUUCAGCAUGGUAACUCAGGCGUUUGUGAGAGUCUGUGGCUUCAGAUAAAGUUUGUAGACAUGGCUGUGUCCUUGUGCUGCAGAUAACUUGUUCUCAGGUGGAUCUGUAGAGUUGAGUGCCUAGGAAAGCCUGAGGGGAUACUGAGAAAUGUUAAUACUUCCAAAACCUUUUUUGGUACAAAAAGGGCUCUGCAUAUAUUUCUAAGAACAUGAUGACGAGUUUUGUCAUCUCUUCCUACUUUUUUCCUAACUACGGAUUCUGAACUUCAUGUCCUGACAAACUAUUAAUGGAUUUGGUUUGAAUUACUUUCCAGGGUAUGUCUUGUUAGUGUUUUCCAUUGUUUUUCUCCUUUGAGAAUGUUGGCUCAUUCUGUUUAAUAGAAAGAAAGUAUUCCUUUUGUAAUUUAAAGAUUCUAAUUUAAAUAAGAACAUAUAAAGAAGAGCUUAAUGUCAUAAGCAGGGUUGAAAAGAGGUAGCAGAUAUUAUCUUGAAAUAACUUUCUUUGCAUUUGAACACUGAAAACACCGCUUGAGUACUUGCUUGGUACUUGCAAUUGGUUUGAAGGUUGAAUAGGAACAGCAAUAUCAAACUCUCCCAUCCCCUCUCCUAACUGGAAAGAUAGAAGGAAAGAAACAGAUUUUUAUUUUCCUAAAUGAAAUCAAAUAUUGCACUUGAACUGAGGCAAAAUCUUUGGUCCAUAGGGGAUGCCUGUAAGCUGAAGUGCUUGAAGGACAUCAUCUCACAGGGGUAUCUCACUUGUAUUCUGUGGUUUGCAUUGAAAACUUCAUCAUUUCCAUGCAGUUAUUAAGAUGUAGAGCAGUUCUCUUGUUAAAUCAGUUCUUCUACCAGAAGAGCUUUGUGCUCAGACUCAGAAUGAAAGAUUGGCUUCAAAUAUGAUAACCCACCAGACUAGAGGGCUGUCAUUUUAUUUCAUGAAUACAUUCUAUUUGCAACUUGAAAUGGAAAAAGGCUUUGUUUUUUCUUGAUUUCUGAGUUGUUCUUAUGUCAAUAGGCACUAUAAUUGUUUGUUCAAAAAGGUUAAAGGAGAUCUUCCAUGUCGGAGUUUGAAACAUUUAAGAUUAAAACCAACAAGUCUGAGGGCCCAUCUACAGAACCUAGGUCCUUCUUAUCUGUUCUCAAGAACAGUUUCCAUAUCCCUACAUUGAGGCUAGAGAGCUAUGAAAGUGAGAUACAGAAAUGUACUGUCAGAAUUAAGAAAGUGGUAGUGGUAAAGACAAAGGUUUGUGGAAAUAAUGAAUAUGUGAUGCCAAGAACUUUGUUAUUUGCCUUUAGUUGGGAGAAAGCCAUGCAAAAUGGACUUGAACUUAUUCAGGGUAACUGAAUAACUGGAGUACAAGGAUGCUUGGUGAUUUCAAAGAAAUAAAGCAAUACUGCUUGACAAACUGUAUUCAUGGAAUGAAUAGCAAGUUCUGCAUAGUUUCUUUCAUCUGUCUUCCUAAAGUUCAGUUGUACUGACGCAAGAUAAGUUUUGGUCUUUCAUGUUUUCAGAAUCAUGAUAUUUCCUGAAUUCUGACAUUGUGUUACCCAACCUUUCUUGAUUAACCCUUGAGCAAUGGGAAGCUGGAGGUUUUACAAACAUGGACUGCAGUGAGCUAAAUAUCAAAUGGCUUCAAAAUUGGAACUGGCCACUUUACACUCUAAUUAAUGCAUGUGGUUUGUUAGUCUUUUCCAGCUUCAAAUUCUGACCCCACUCAAGUCUUAGCCUCGCAUGGAAGACUUGAUGAGAAACUGCUCUCAUUUACUGAGGUGUGAAUCAUUGUGCUGAAGCCUUGUACUGUGAAGAAGAUUUUGUAUUGCUUGUGUCAAUUUGUGCCAAAUGCCUGUAAAGAUCUGAGUGUGUAUGACUCAAAGAGAGAAACAAUAUAAUUCACUGGAUCAACACUCUUGCAGAGAGGAGGGAAAAAUUUCAAGCUAACACCUCAGUUUGGCUAAUAAAAAGCAUUACUUUUACCGGAAAAAAAAAAAAAAAACAAAACAUCAAAACAAAGGAAAAGUGAUGAUCACUGUAGAUUUUUAGCUCUUUGAUUUUGUUUUGGUUUCUUUUCUUCAAGAAACUGCAGUUUCAGGGGAAAAAAUGUACUUUGUUUAUUGCUAUUUCAGUGACAUUUUCAUAAGAUAAAAAAGAAAAAACUCAGAACUACUGUUGCAUUUCUUGUUGAGUUGACAGAUUUCGGGUCCUCCUAUGGGGAGGAGGUGUUCUUUGAAAGAAAUAAGUGCACACCGUGUUAUCAUGGUCCAAAGGUGUUUUUGUGUCAGCUGGCAUUUUGCAUUUCGAGAGCUGCAAAUGUGAUAGAUUCAGUAAAGUUCAUCUUCUUCUAGCAUAGAGUCAAAGGUUCAUCUUUGAGGCAUUUGAAAAAGUGCUUCUUCUGAGCUGUAGCUGUUUUUCCAUUCCUGUGGAAUCUGUUGACAUUCUAAAGCAUGCAUGUUAUUCAGACAGAAAAUGUUAGACAACUUCCUUUUUCUGGGGCUGCAAGAUGUCAAAGAUAGAGGAUUAAAAACUAUCUGGGGAGGAGUCUUCCAUAUGAACAGCAGAACAGCUUUCUUGUUUGGUGUAUAUUUUGAAAGGACGUGUGGGUUUUUGAAAACCAGAAGUUUAGGCACACUGGCAAUACUGGGGAAGAAUGAAAGGGCUGCACUCAGAACACUGGGAGGGAGGGGAAACAAACAAACAAAAAAAAAAACAGAACCCAGAACCAACAAAUAUCCCCACCUCUAACCACCAGCUGGAGGUCUGCCAAUUCUGUGUGCAUGGGUAACAAAUUUACUCAUUUUACUUUUUCAGAUAUAGUCAGAAGAAAUUGAAGGAGCACAAAAUGCGUGUGAAAUACUGAUAGAAUAAUGCAUUUAGGUAACUUUUAAUAAAAAACCUUAGUUUGGCUUCAGAGAAAAAUUCUUGCUUGUGUGAUGU